ACUAGAGAGAGGGGGAGGGGACAGCUAUUCCUCCUGUGGGUGUACGAGCUUGCUGAGGUCUGAGGAGAACAACAUGGAGGAGCUUCACACACGCUGAGACGAGACGGAGGAGGGGACAACAAACAGACAUGACUAGCGGACACCACACCUCCCACUGACCCUCAUCAACACACUGGGCUUCAGCAAUAGAACCGAGAUGGCAUCCAUCCUUGUGCUCCUCGCUGUCAUUUCCACGGCGACGGCCGUCGUCAACGGCGAUGGCGCCGUGAACCAGCGGUACACUCCGGACGUCAUGAAGGCGGCGGAGUUCGCCAUCGGGUUCCACAACCGCAUGAGCAACUACCCGUACGCUUACAAGGUCAUCUCCGUGCUCUCCGACAACUCUCAGAUAUACCCCCCUGCCCGUGUGAAGUACACCAUGACAGUGAAGGUGGGCGAGACAACGUGCAAGAACACCGACAAAGUCAACCUGGCCGACUGUAGGCUCCAGACCUCAUCUGAUGCCAAGGCCAUGAUCUGCCAGUUUGUGGUCCUCGCGGUGCCCAAUGCCUCUUUCCCCACCAACAGCUACCUGCUCUCCAACAAGUGCAACUGAUCCCCGUGACACACACACGCCACCCCCACACACACACCCUUACACACCCCCAAACACUGUAGGACCCUCAUCUCAGUAACUCAUUUUGUGUCCGUCCAACAUUAGGAUCUAGCCUAUUAUUUUGAAGUCUUAAUCAUGUCAGUUUCACAAGCAAAUGUCAUUUUGAAUCAAAACUUUUUAGUAGAUAGGCUAUUCUAGUUUAAUUGGUGUCGUGGUAUGCCAGUUAAGGUAUCUUUUAGUCCUGGUUAAAUGUGUCCUUUAAGUAGAUACCUACAAAGUGUACACACACACACACACACACACACACACACACACACACAUAUAAAUGUAAAGUUAUUACUGUGUUUAGGAAUUAUCCCUUUUCUUUGUUGACCUUGUGUGUCCGGAGCACAUAGCACGUAGCACAAUCAUUUUGGACCGUGUUCUCAUUACACAUCAGCCGACGAAAGUCCAUUGUCCUCAGUACUGCUGAGUUGGUUUCAUAAUAUAUAGGGACAUCCGAGGCUAACGCUAAUGUUAACAUUAGCAUUGUAGCUAACAUGAGUACUAAGGCUUACGUUAGCACUGUGGCUAAUGCUAUCAUUAACGCUUAUGCAAGCACUUUUGGCUAAUGUCAGUCCUAGCACUUAGGCUAACUAGUACUUGACUGAGUAGACAUUAAGUCAGUGUCUGUAGUUUGGAUUGAAUGACUGUCCAACUUGUAGUGAAUGAAUAUGAGUGAGUAGCAUACUGAAGGAACUGUGGAUGUUCGUUAUCCGAGAGUUGGUUUGUAGAUUUAGUUGUUUACUACAGUUUUAUGGCUGUAUGUGUGUGCACUACAGAUGUUCUGUUUCUAUCCCUUAAUAAACGUGCUAAUGGUGA
Molecule: messenger RNA, 1456 nt
Organism: Sardina pilchardus (European sardine)
Lineage: Eukaryota; Metazoa; Chordata; Actinopteri; Clupeiformes; Clupeidae
Exons: 4
Coding region: 197-595 (132 amino acids)
Cellular component (GO): cytoplasm; vesicle
Molecular function (GO): cysteine-type endopeptidase inhibitor activity
Source: RefSeq, a predicted model, not a curated record